AUGAGAGUACGGGUUCCCAUGGACACUACAGACUGGGUAGCAAAGCAUCAGGAGCAGCUGGCUUAUGCCUAUAAGAGAACAUUUGAUUGUCUCAAACAGGCUGGACAGAAAAGUAAGAGGCUUUAUGAUCGUUCUGCCAAAGAAGUCCCGCUCUUGCCUGGAGAGCGAGUUCUGGUGCGUGACCACCGCAGGCGCCAGGCAGGGAAACUAAGUGAUCGCUGGGAGAAAAGACCCUUUGUUAUAGUUUGUAGGCUCCACCCAGAGCGCCCAGUCUACAAAAUUCGCCCGGAGGGUAAGGAUGGCCCUGAACGGGUGAUUCAUCGCAACAAUCUCCGGCCAUGCCUCUACUACACCGCCCCGGAGGCUACAACAGUGCCCUCAAGUGAGCCUCCGGCAUCAAUGUGGGGGCUUUUGCUACCUGUGGGGGAAGUCGUCGAGGAGGGACCUGUACCACCGCCAGAGCCGAGGAGGUCCCAGAGAGCCAAUUUGGGGGCUCGGCCCCAAAGAUACCUGAACUGA
Molecule: messenger RNA, 519 nt
Organism: Knipowitschia caucasica
Lineage: Eukaryota; Metazoa; Chordata; Actinopteri; Gobiiformes; Gobiidae
Source: the annotation of a GenBank genome assembly